AAUGAUAAAGGCGUGAUGCUUGUGCAGGUCUACAGUUCUACAUUCAAAUACAAUCCCUUCAAAGGAACAGCCGAUUGCUGCUGCCAAUAUGAGGGACCGGCAAAAUGGCGAAGAGUCGUGCAGUAGAAACUGCAGAGAUUCUGAAGGCCUUGCAAAUAGUCUAACAAGAACCAUGCAGGCUCAGCCAAGAAUUGCCCUAGCCAAAACAGGAAAGGUUGUGGGUCCAGUUUUGGCAUAUGAUUCUGGAAAUAAAGAAAAAUAUGAUCCUAGGUCUCAAGUCAGGAAUACAGUAUUCCCCUCUCAGAUUAUGCCUUCAGCAUACUGUUAUGACAGAAGUGGCAUGGUGAAGCAAGAAAGGCCUGUUGUGGAAACAGAGAGGGACGUGAGUUCUCAUGCAAAGCCAAUGCCACCAUGUGGCAUGGCUGCCAAGUUAGCCCCAGAUAUUGCUAUAAAUAUUGAUAGCAACCCAUUCUAUAUGAUGCGAGCUGGAGUCACGAAACCAGAUCGUGUUGAGGACAGAAUUACCAUCGACACAAACUUAUUGCAGGCGAAAUCUCAAUAUGGUGGAAUUGGAGUUGCUGCAGCAGCAGCUACUACUGCUGCAGCUCAUAGAAAAGUAGGGACUGUUCAGUAUGGUAUCUCCAGGAUGUACUAGAAAAUGGCUCAAGUGGUGAAUGGUGUAUGAUUUUUUGAGACGAACACUCUGUUGAGUGGGAAAGUUCUUUUCAGAAAUGGGGAGGAAAAGCUCUGCGACCAAAGGGUAUGGUGAUUGUACAGGCAGGGAAAUCUGCGGGGAUCUCGUCCUCUUUCUAAUUGUCAGCUUUUCUUAGUUAUCACAAGACUGAUUGAUAUUUUCAUCAUGAGAUUCAUGUUAGUGAAAUCAUACUUUGAUUACCUGAUGGUAGUUUGUGUAUGGCCAUGAUUCAUUACCCA
Messenger RNA from Nicotiana tabacum (common tobacco), 933 nucleotides. Lineage: Eukaryota; Viridiplantae; Streptophyta; Magnoliopsida; Solanales; Solanaceae. The record is from RefSeq and is a predicted model, not a curated record.